UCCGCAUGCGUCGGCGCGCCGGGUCAAGGGUCAGCCCACAAAAUGGCUGCGGCGGUGACCUGUCGGCUUCUUGGCCGGGGCGGCGCAGUGGUGCUGAGCCUGCCCCGGGGCGCCCGGUGUUUCGGGGUGCAGGCCUCUCUGGCCGGGGAGAAGGUCACGCACACUGGCCAGGUUUAUGAUGAUAAAGACUACAGGAAAAUUCGAUUUAUUGGUCGUCAGAAAGAGGUGAAUGAUAACUUCGCCAUUGAUUUGAUAGCAGAGCAACCCGUGAGCGAAGUUGGCAGUCGGGUGAUAGCGUGUGACGGUGGCGGGGGCGCUCUUGGCCACCCCAAAGUGUACAUAAACUUGGCAUCUGUCCCUGGAAGCACUGUUUACUGUCUGUGUCCACUGACAGGUGCACCCACAGAGCCGUGGGGAGGAGGAUGUGGACCUUAGAGGAAGAUGGCUCGGGUAGAGCCCAGACAUGCACAGCAGUCAGGAAAACGUGCCCAUGGACUUGGGGAGAGGCAGGGGGUCAGCGGGUCCCACCCUCACCCCUUCUGCCUGUGGCUUGGACUCCAGUCUCGCUGGGGGUGGGCCUCAGCCCAGCGGUGCUCCCCCUGCCCCCCGGUCCACAGAGACUGCGCUCCUUGGCUGAGCUGAGGGCUGGCAGUGGCGGCCGGCCUUUGAGAUGACCACGUGCGCCAGGGCAGGGGCCUGUGGCGGGCCAGCAUGAGCCUGGUCGGGCCCGGCCUGUGGUGCCACCCAGCUCCUGGUCUGUGGCCACCGCAGAUGCUCAGGGCGCUGCUCACUGCCAUAUGUGCUUCCAUGUCCCUCGCCUACAUGUGCUCAGAUUUGAAGGAAGGAAUGGGAACACGAGCUCUUUUCUUUUGAAAUU
Messenger RNA from Manis pentadactyla (Chinese pangolin), 877 nucleotides. It is a transcript of the gene NDUFS6, whose product is annotated as NADH:ubiquinone oxidoreductase subunit S6. Gene Ontology annotation, biological process: mitochondrial electron transport, NADH to ubiquinone. The transcript is spliced from 4 exons. The coding region runs from base 43 to 435 and encodes 130 amino acids. The record is from RefSeq and is a predicted model, not a curated record. NCBI's taxonomy places the organism in Eukaryota, Metazoa, Chordata, Mammalia, Pholidota, Manidae.